AUGAUUAAUGGCUGGUACAGAGGGGGUUCCAAACUGGAACUGGCUACAAGAGCUGAGAAGCAGGGACCAGCUGGCCUCCUGGAGCCGUGGGGGCUCCAUCGCGAGCGGCUUCCACGCAAAGGUUGGGAUGCGGCUGGCAUCUGUGCCAGCGCAACCGAGCGCAAUGCUCUGCCCCCCACUCCCAGCCUAUCCUCUUGCUUUCCCACUCCGUUUCUCCUGGCAGAUCUUCGGACCGUCUGCCCUCCGGGCACCUUCGCCCAUCGAGAUGGAAACCAGUGGUACUGCUACAAGUUCUAUGAAGAUCGACUCACCUUUCAAGAGGCAGAGGAGGAGUGUCAGUUCAGGUGGAAAGGUCAUCUAGCAUCCCUAACAAGUGACACCCAGGCAAAGCUCGUUGGCACCUAUGUCGCCAAAGAGAACAUAGAAAACGCCUACGUCUGGAUUGGGCUGCAACGAACCCCAACAUCUGAUCAGAAUACUGGCUGGCGCUGGACGGAUGGCACACGAUCUCGGUAUACCAGUUGGAACCGUGGUGAACCCAAUAAUGCAACUGGGAAGGAGCUUUGCGUAUUUCUCCUUCCUCACUCAGGGUACAUGAAAUGGAAUGAUAAAAACUGUGACUUCACCACUCCAUUUCUCUGCAAAUGGAAACCCUCUUAAGCCAAGGUUGCAGAUGGAGUUGGGAGUGCUCCCCAUUGAUUUGAAACCUGAGCUGAAGAUAGUUUGGUUCCAUCUGAAAUCCUUCUCCAUGGCACAAAGCCUCUUUGCCAGGAAGACCAUCUGAACAUCAAGCAGCUGGUUACUCGGUGUCCUCUAGACUUGCUUCGCUUCCCCUCUUUCUGAAGAAAGUGCUCCUCACUUGAUAAUAAAGUCUGCUCUGCCAUU
Messenger RNA from Candoia aspera, 885 nucleotides. RefSeq names its product C-type lectin-like. The record is from RefSeq and is a predicted model, not a curated record. NCBI's taxonomy places the organism in Eukaryota, Metazoa, Chordata, Lepidosauria, Squamata, Candoiidae. Bases 1 to 660 code for a protein of 219 amino acids. Gene Ontology annotation, molecular function: signaling receptor activity. The transcript has 5 exons.